Halteromyces radiatus is the source of this 1562-nucleotide messenger RNA. RefSeq names its product aspartate aminotransferase. Gene Ontology annotation, cellular component: mitochondrion. The record is from RefSeq and is a predicted model, not a curated record. The transcript is spliced from 8 exons. Bases 62 to 1336 code for a protein of 424 amino acids. NCBI's taxonomy places the organism in Eukaryota, Fungi, Mucoromycota, Mucoromycetes, Mucorales, Cunninghamellaceae. Gene Ontology annotation, molecular function: L-aspartate:2-oxoglutarate transaminase activity; pyridoxal phosphate binding. Gene Ontology annotation, biological process: biosynthetic process; L-aspartate catabolic process.
CGUUUUUUUUUUCCCAUUUAUUCCCUUUUCUUUCCUUUCUUUUUCUCAUUACUUCCAUACAAUGCUUUCUACUAUUGCUCGUAGUGCUGUUACUCAACCCACUCGUUUAGCUUCUCGUGCUUUUAUUUCUACUUGGAAUAAUGUUCCUCAAGGUCCUCCUGAUGCUAUUUUGGGUGUAACUGAAGCCUUCAAGAGAGAUACUGAUCCUAGAAAAAUGAAUCUUGGUGUUGGUGCUUAUCGUGAUGACAAUGGUAAACCUUAUGUUUUGGAUUGUGUCAAGAAGGCUGAAGCUGUUUUACUUGAAAAGAGUUUGGACAAAGAAUAUGCUGGUAUUACUGGUGUACCUGAAUUCAAUAAAGCUGCUGCUGCCUUGGCAUAUGGUGAAGAUAGUGCUGUGAUUGCUGAAAACAGACUUGCUGUGACUCAAUCCAUUUCAGGUACAGGUGCUCUCAAUAUUGGUGCCAACUUUUUGAACACUUUCUAUCCUCAUGCCAAGACUAUUAUGGUGCCUAACCCUACCUGGGGUAAUCACAAUGCUAUUUUCUCUCGUGCUGGUCUCAAGGUGGAAAAGUAUGGUUACUUUGAUAAACAAACCAAUGGAUUGAACAUCAACGCAAUGUUGGAAGAUAUCAAAGCUGCUCCCAAGAAUACCGUCAUUUUACUUCAUGCCUGUGCUCAUAAUCCUACUGGUGUUGAUCCUACCAAAGAACAAUGGGAUGAAAUCUCUCAAGUCAUCAAGGAACGUGAUCAUUUUGCUUUCUUUGAUAUGGCUUAUCAAGGUUUCGCUUCUGGAGAUUGUACCAAGGAUGCUUAUGCUCUUCGCAAAUUUGUCAGUGAAGGUCAACAAGUGGUUCUUUCUCAAUCAUUUGCUAAAAAUAUGGGUCUCUAUGGUGAACGUGUGGGUUCUUUCUCUGUCAUUUGUGCUGAUGCCGAAGAAAAGUCUCGUGUCGACUCUCAACUCAAGAUCUUGAUUCGUCCCAUGUAUUCCAAUCCUCCUAUUCAUGGUGCUCGUCUUGUUAGUACCGUUCUCAACACACCUGAACUCAAACAACAAUGGUUGGAUGAAGUCAAGUUGAUGGCUGAUCGUAUCAUCACUAUGAGAACCAAGCUUAGAAACCAUUUGGAACAAGAUUUUGGUUCCAAGAAGGACUGGAAACAUAUUACCAACCAAAUUGGUAUGUUCUGUUAUUCCGGUAUGACUCCUGAACAAGUGGAUCAACUCAAGGAUAACUGGCAUGUUUACUUGACUCGUGAUGGUCGUAUCUCCAUGGCUGGUAUUUCCUCUGGCAAUGUCAAAUAUCUUGCUGAAGCUAUUCAUAACGUCACCAAGGAUUAGAAACAAGAUGGAAAUGAUAUAGAUUAUAUUUGUCGUUUUUUGAUUCAUUCUUUUUAGUACUUUCCGUAGUAGUUUACAUUUUUUUUUUUUACCUUGUACAUUAUUCCUUUUUAUUUGGUUUCCCACUCCCCUACUCAUCAUUCUUUGCUUUUACAUUUACGUUUCCUUUUUCGUGUUUAUGUUUACCGAAAUGAAAUAAAAAAAAUACAUCUUUGACAACUUUUUU